UUGGCGCUUGCCCAUGCUGUCACAUUAGAAACAAAUAAACUGGAAGAUCUAGAAGCAGCAGCUACAGAACAGUUAAAUGUAGAUCAAUUUGCUGCACAAUCAAGUGCACGUAACAAUUACGCCCAAUAUUAUUCACCCCCAGUUACGCCCGCUUACUAUGUGCCUCCUACUCAAACGCCGCCAAGGCCUUGGAAUCCCUCGCCCAGUAAUUAUGUGCCGUCGCAAAGUACCCCGCCAUCCUCUGUAAAUAAUUAUAUUCCAUCGCAAAGUACCGUACAACCAUCAGGUAGUAAUAAUUAUGUGCCUCCAUCACCGAGCUACGUACCCAUUCAAAAUGAUCCACCUCAAAAUACAUGGACCAAACCGCAAAACAACUAUGUACCUCCACAAAAUAACUAUGUACCUCCCCAAAACAACUGGAACAACAAUAACAACAAUUGGAAUAACUGGAACAACCAGCAACCGCAGACUCCGACAACGUCAACAACAACAUCAGUGCCGGUGAUAAAAAAUGAACAAUCGUUUGGAGAUAAUGGCAGCUACAAAUAUGAAUAUGAGAUCGGAGACGGCACUCAUGUUGGUGAACAAGGUUAUUUUACAAAUUACAAUACUGACAGCGAGAGCAUCGUGAAAAAAGGAUGGUAUUCUUUCACUGACAGUAACGGAAAAGUUUACACCGUUACAUACUGGGCUGACGACACUGGUUACCACGCUACGGGAGAUCAUCUUCCAAAAGCUCCUCCAGUACCGCCCGCGAUUCAGGCAUCCAUAGAACAGAACGCCAAAGAAGAAGCGGCAAAAGCUGAGGCAGAGAAAAAUAAACCCCAACCAAAUAAACCAACUCAAAAACCCCAGCAAGGUUACUACCCACCACAAACCCAAUACCCUCAACAAGGUUAUAACCCUCAACAAACUCAGAAUCCUCAACAGGUUUAUUACCCCCCGCAAAAUCAAAAACCAGUUCAACCUCAAGUACCACAGAAACCUCAACAAACAGUUUAUCCUCAACAACCCCAAAACACAUAUUAUCCCCAACAACAGCAAACAUACUACCCGCAACAAACUCAGCAACAACAACAGACUUACUACCCACCAGCAAACUACCCUUCUUAUGGAAAAUAG
Messenger RNA from Parnassius mnemosyne (clouded apollo), 1122 nucleotides. The record is from the annotation of a GenBank genome assembly. Lineage: Eukaryota; Metazoa; Arthropoda; Insecta; Lepidoptera; Papilionidae.